This is a messenger RNA of Cuscuta campestris, 2818 nucleotides long. Lineage: Eukaryota; Viridiplantae; Streptophyta; Magnoliopsida; Solanales; Convolvulaceae. The record is from the annotation of a GenBank genome assembly.
AGUCAGGAUCAAUAUUUUUUUAAAUAGUAUAGAAAUAGAAUCGGACCAACUGGAACCCGACCAUCUACAAGGAAUGAGGGAACAAAUGGUGUAGGCAGUACUUGGUAUGUGACUACCGCCGCAUCGUGAAGUUGCCCUGUAGGGGUGCGAGUGUCGGAUCUUCUCUCUAGUCAAGUUCAUCACACCAUCCAUCUAAAAAAGGCUUCCAUCAACUCCUACCCUAUUGACUUCAAUCACUGCCGGAGAAAGCUCCACUCCGACCCCGAAGCCUUUGUGCAUCUCCAGCCAGGCGUGCUUUCUCCUACACGCGAUUUCUCCCAAAGAUUUCGAGACAUGUCAGUACAAUUGACUCCUUCUAAGAGACCACAUGAUCAAAGCAUUACGGAAACAAAUGAAAGAGGGAAUUGGAAAAAAUCAGCUGGUUUAGGAUCAGAGAGAUCUCCAUUGAAGUCAUCUUCUGAAACCAAAUUAAUUCGUAUCCUAUGUCAUAUUUCAAGAAUCAGUUCGAUCGUGGGAGAAGAUGGCAGCACUCUUCCUGAAAUAGGUCAGGCAACUGGUGCGGAUGUCCAUGUUGAGGAUGCUGUCCCUGGAUGCAAUGAGAGAGUGGUUGUUAUUUUAAGUUCGGGGAAUAAAAAUGAAGCUGGAUCAGAGAAGCACAAGAUCAAAAUCAAGGAAACAGAUUCAAAGGAUUAUAAAAGUGAGAUGAAUGUGAAUGAUAGAAUUGGUCAAAACAAACAGUCUGAUCAGGUUGAUGAUUCCAAAUUGAAAAACAAAGUUUCAAGUGUUCAGGAAGCUUUGGUGUUUUUAUUUGAAAGAAUGGCUAGUGAAGAUUUGGACAAGGAUAUGGAAGAUGAAGACAAGAAAGGUUGUUCAUCUUUAACUGUAAGAUUUCUCAUAUUAAGCAGCCAAGUGAACUGCUUGUUGGGGAAAGGUGGUAGUGUAUUAACGCAGCUGUCCUCAGAGAGUGGGGCUGAUAUAAGCAUUCUUCCCAGGGACAAACUGCCUGGUUGUGCUUCUUCUUCUGAUGAACUUGUUCAGGUAUCUGGGUCAUAUAAUGCUCUUAAGAAAGCCAUUGGAUCUGUUAGUCAACAACUACUUGAGAGCAAUCCUGAGGGUGAAGAUACUUUUUCAGCAAAUCCAAAUGGCCCCUCUUCUCAUUCAAUUGGCCACCAUUCAUCUAGCCAUGAUUCACACCCUCGACCAAAUUUUCCUUUUCUUGGACAGAGACCACCUUAUUCUGAUGGAAAUCCUGAUUGUGAUGCCGGAUUUCCUGGGCAAGCAAAUCCUCCUCAGGAUGCCUUAACUUUCCGAUUACUUUGUCCUGAUGAAAGGGUAGGGGGAAUAAUUGGAAAAGGAGGAAGCAUUAUCAAGACAAUCCAACAUGAGACUGGCUGCGAGAUCCAAAUUCUAGAAGGUGUAACUAAAUCAGAAGAUCGUAUUAUUGCCAUAUCUGGUCCGGCGCAUCCACAGGAUAGGGUAUCUCCUCCACAAGAUGCACUGCUUCAUGUGCAGUCCAGAAUCUUUAGGGCUCUACCUGCAAUUAAGGACAACUCAAUGCUGGCAAGACUUCUUGUCUCUUCUAAUCAAAUUGGAUGUCUUCUAGGCAAAGGCGGUUCUAUUAUUGCUGAAAUGAGGAAGUCAACAGGUGCUUACAUUCGGAUUCUUGGGAAGGAACAAACACCGAAAUGUGCUUCUGAGAAUGAAGAAGUAGUUCAGGUAAAUGGAGAAUUUCAAAAAGUUCAAGAAGCCCUUUUUCAGAUAACAUCAAGAUUGCAGGAGCAUUUCUUUCGCAAUGCAUUUCCUCCUAUGAAUCAAUUGUCAGCUGCUCACUUUCUGGAUCAUAUGCCUCCUUUCCCUUCACACAACGGAAGGGGGGAACUUUCUCCACCAGGAAUGUAUCCAAGUAUGGGCCCACCAUCGUUUCACCGUUUUGAUGCGAUUGGAGGCUUGCCUCCACGUGGUGACUUCCAUCCUCAUGACGACCGUCCUCCCUUUAUCUCUAACUUUCACAGGCCAGGUUUCCGCCCUCCCAUUUCAGAAAGGAUGCUAUCAUCUGGACCUUGGGUUCCACAGGGACCGAUUGAUGGUGGUGGUCCAACAGGCAUGCCUGACUAUACAGCAGGGCUGCAGAGAAGAAUUGGUGGAUUUGCCGGGGGAAGUCCAGCUAUAAUCACUAAUACCAAGGUGGAAGUGGUUGUUCCUCGUUCAGCUGUUCCAGAAAUAUAUGGGGAUGAUGGGGGGUGUCUCAGACAAAUAUGUGAGAUAUCUGAUGCAAAAGUUACCAUUAAUGAUCCCAAGCCGGGAGCAACAGAGACUAUGAUUAUUAUAUCUGGAACCCCUGAGCAAACAAACGCUGCACAGUCUCUUAUUCAAGCAUUUGUGAUGCUUGAUUCUCAAGCAUGAUAAAUUCUUGUGUGCAUCAAGUUCUAGCAGAGCUGAAUAACAAGAAAUUUGCUGGCUUAAAACCUGAAAGGUGGAAAUGAGGAUGCUUUUGAAUAGUAAUAUUUAGUCGAAUAUGAUGAAUUGCCAGGAAGGGGAUGGAUGGAGGGUGUAGAAUCAGGCUGUAGUUUGUCCCACAACUCUUCACUAAACAUCUAACAUAUUAUCGUUCUCUAGAUUUUUCUAUGGAGCCCAAGAUUAGUGACCAUUUUGUUUGAGGAAUUUGUACCCCAAAACUGUAUUUUGAUGAUGAUCGUAUGACACCCUUUCCCCCCCCCUCUGCGUUUGUGUAUGAGCAAUAUUGGUAGGGAUACAAUUACUCAUAGUAGGCUCUUAUCAAUACCAUUUGACGCUUACAUGAUAAAUUUAGCACUGUCGA